AAGUCAGAACCUUCUCCCCGUAACUCAAUUGAACUCACACCUUCUGCCAACAUGUCCUAUAGCUGCUGCUCUAGAAACUUCUCCUAUCCCCUUGGGGGCUACCAGCGCUACCCACGGUCCUCCUGUGGCUCCUCCUACCCCAACAACCUGGUCUACCGCACUGCCCUCUGCUCUCCCAGCACCUGCCAGCUGGGCUCCUCCCUCUACAGCGGCUGCCAGGAGACCUGCUGUGAGCCCACCAGCUGCCAAAAGUCCUGCGUGGUGUCCAGCCCCUGCCAGACAUCCUGCUCCCGCCCGAGGGCCUCCACGCUCUGCAGUCCCUGCUGGACUGCUUACCCUGGAUGUGUGGGCUUUGGGUCCAGGAGCUGCCGUUCCCUGGGCUAUGGAUCCAGAAGCUGCUGGUCCCUGGGCUGUGGCUCCCAGGGCUUCAGACCCCUGGGUUAUGGAGUCUGUGGUUUCCCUUCCCUGAGCUAUGGAUCCAGAUUCUGCCGCCCAACCUACUUCUCCUCCAGGAGCUACCAGUCAUCAUGUUACAGGCCAACCUGCGGAUCUGGAUUCUAUACAUCAACUUGUUAA
Suricata suricatta (meerkat) is the source of this 576-nucleotide messenger RNA. RefSeq names its product keratin-associated protein 13-1-like. The record is from RefSeq and is a predicted model, not a curated record. The coding region runs from base 52 to 576 and encodes 174 amino acids. NCBI's taxonomy places the organism in Eukaryota, Metazoa, Chordata, Mammalia, Carnivora, Herpestidae. The transcript has a single exon.